UUGCAAAAGGAUUAUACAUGUAGAUUAAAAAUCAUACCAUUCAAUGAAUUAAUAAAUAUUGGAGUCGUCCCGUUUUUUCGCGACAGAUUCAGAAAUCGAUAUUUGAACGUGUUCUGGGGAAAUCAUGAAACACUCUUCCAUCUGUCCUCUCGAAACACCUCUGUGUUUUACCGUGAGUUAUCCCCUUAAUGAUGCCCGCUUUAUCGCAAAAUUUAGUGAGGACAUUCGAAAAGAAGGCAGUCGAUGUUUAACAUUAGGAACGGAGAGAAGAAAAGGUUUAAUUAUCUGUCUAGAGCUUCCAUUCCGAUCUCGCCAUCAUUUCAAGAAUUAGAAAAGUGUGUGUAACAAAUCUAAUAAUAUUGAUUUCAUCAUAAAAUAUAGAUGGUAUGGAGUUUGGGAAAACCGCCCAUUAAACCGGAUAUUCCGUCACUAUAUAGCUAAUCAUUGACAGUGUCGCCACCACUGUAAAACAGACAGAAUCCGAGGUGAUAUCGAUCCAUUACAGAACAGCGCGAGAGAAACACAUCGAAAAACGAAUGACGAAAAAGCCUCUCUUUGAUUUGGAAUAAUUUUCAUCAAUGGAUGAGCAUUAUGUCGUGUCUCUGGUAAAUACCAUUGGAUGAUAAGUGACGGAGGUGAAGGGAUUUCACUGCUAUGUCAAGGCGGUCCUGCAGACGUGUCAACAUGCCAUACCAUACAGUCUGAGGAUGCCUCAAGGAACGGAUAUAUCAGACAGAAGCUUUGAUUCCGGUUCCGGACAGGCUGUGCCUACUUACGUCACGCUAAUUAUCCUGGUGACGGGGGUGGUAGGAGGCGUGGUGAUUGUUGUGGCCGUUCUCUUCUGUUGUAAAUGCUGCUCAGAAAGGUCCAAAUCAAGAAGAGGAUUCAACACCAGUGACUCCAUCAACAUUAAUGACAUAGAAAGGAGUGUGACGUCACCGACCUCGAAAUAUGAAAACGUUCAUUCUGACCUGUUUUCGGACCCCAGUACCGGAUCAUUAGACGGGAUUCUCUCCAGCCCGCGACACGACCACAGUCAAAAAGAAACAGAUCAACUCUUCUACGAAGCAUCUGAAACAACAAAACUGAAGUCAGACUUUGAAAAAGAUGACUAUAAGAAUGAUCUUGGUAAUCUAGAGUAUUCCAAAGAGGAACCAAAUUCUAAUACCGAGGAACCAACUAACGACAAAGCCUCGAGAUACACCGAUGGAGAUUUCCAUCAUCUAAAACGAUCCAGGAUAGGAAAAGUCGUCCCUCGCCAGCUUUCCCUGGGGUCAAGAAACACUGAAGUUUCUGAUGGACGCGAUCUACCGGAACAACCACUCUCAGACAAAGUAAAGGAAUCCGUAGUGAGUGAGGGGGACUCAAGGGCCCGCAGAUACAGCGGGAAUGAAUCUCCCUCCCCAUCAAGCACCCCUCUUAAAACUGAGGUGGCUGUAGAAAUACACCACAACGCAUUGGAUAACAAACCACUUAAAAGUUUACCGAAGUUCAAGCCGUCAGUGAGCGAGAAGAAACAUUGGCGCUUUAAGUUGUAUUCACAAAGUAUGGACGCUGCGUCAACUGAAUAUGAGCAUAAACAAGAAGAAAGAAGAUCUCGGAGUUACCACGACAUUGGAGAUUAUGAUGUCCUCCAAAUAACGGAAUUCAAAGGUCCCUUCUAUAACACUGAUUUUGAUGCCAUAUCAGAGCUUGGGUCUUCAAGCAGCAGCAAAGUAUGCUAUAAUGACACAGGUAGCAUUGAACAGUUAAAUGACGAGAACCUAGACAGUUUGGAAUUCUUUGAAGAGUUUGAAAUGGACACCCUAAGGAUUGAUGACAGCGACGACAAUGAAACCAUUAACGGUACACAAAAAUAUCGCGAACUUUGGAAUCUGAGAACUACCUUUGAAGAAGAGGAGGAGUGUAGUGAUACGAUACGCAUGGAGGAUAUGACAUCACCAGACCAGUCACCUGAUGCAGAUGUUCAAAAAGUGUUCGAUUCUAGAGCAAGUCCUAAUGGUCAAGUGAAAGAUGAAAGGUGUAGUUCUGUUGAAACAGAGCCAACUGGAGAAUCAAACUCAAUGAUUUUGAACCCUGCGUCAGAGAAGAGACGUCAGAAAUAUAAAAAUAUUCUAGAGCGGCGGAGCGAGCAACGUUCAAUACACUGCUCCCCUAAUGCUGAAAAUAGUUUUGAUAGCAUUACCACAGCAGAUACCGACGGUGAUCGCUCAGACACUAGUAGACCGGAAGUGACAUCAACUUCCUUUGAGUCGACGACGGACAAUACAGACAGUACAACAGAGAGCCAAAACCACAAACUGAUUCAGAUGAAGGCGGAUAGUGGAUACAAGUCACUAGAGACUCAACAUCCUUCACAUUUAUUCAAGAGAAAUCAUACUACAGGUGAGAUUGAAGAAGAAAUUGUUGAAUUAGAACCAGUAAGUGAGAAAGUAUUUGUUCAUGCGCACUCCCUUCCGGAGAGCGGAUCUUCCGGUGAACGCGCCUACUUUGAUAGACGCACAGGCAAAACUGCCUCUCGAAAAAGACGAGAAUAUCGUAGAGAACGACAAAUGGUACAAGUGUAUGAAAGCAUUAACGAACCCGAGAGUGAUUCGAAAUCUGAUCAGCAGUCAUUUGAAAGUAUAAAAGUCGCUUCGCCUUCUAGCAAGUUCUCGAUGUUUUCUCGAUUGUUCAAGUCAAAUAAGGACCACAAAGAAAGGCCACAUUCUACUCGUGAUUAUUCUAUAGAUGAAAAAACCAAUACAGUGUUCCAGGAAUUUCUAAGGUUUGAUCCGGCAUUAGAAAAUAGGUUUCGCUCUGCGAGUCAACCUAGGAUUCAUUUACCAAAACAAAGACUUCAUAGAAAACAUUCGGAUGUCAAGUAUUUUGAGGAAAGACGACGAGACAGAUUGGCUCCGGACAAACGAAGCUUGAGUUUAGGAAGCGACAGUAGCGCUAAUUCCAUUCGGAGACUCUCUCCCCAAGACAGCAUCGAAGAGGAAGAUUUAGAGGAUGUACGAAAGGAGGAGGAAGAGAGCAUGUCACAUGAUCCACUUUUACAGAGUAUGUUGUCUGGUCACGUGGUACAGAGCCUCCCUCUUCCAGAAGAGGAAGUCGGAGUUGAAGAAUCGUAACGAUGUGUCGUGCUUCUUACAAUCAAUUUUUACUAUUCCAUCUCUCCAGAAUUCAAUUAUUACAAUGUCUAUUGUCUUGCAGUGAUGUUAAGUUGAAUAACUCAAUGGUGCAAAUUAUAUUUUACACUAUAUGUAGUAGUUUGAUCACUAGGAUAAAAACUUGCAGUGUAUGUAUCAGUAUGAUAAAAUUUAUAUAUCGACUGACGAGUGCUUUAAGAGUGUCGAAGGACAAAUGUUCUUAUAUAUGUGAUCAUAAUAAUCCAAGUCAGCAUAUUUUUUACUGUGAAAAUGUUGUUUAGCAUGUGAUAGGAUCCCCCCCCCCCCCCAUACUUAUACUUUUCUUUUCUUUUUUUCUAUUUUACAUAUAAUUUUUUUAUAUAUAGAAAUUUUAUCAAAGAAAUAAAUGCUAAAAU
This is a messenger RNA of Ostrea edulis (European flat oyster), 3529 nucleotides long. RefSeq lists its product as uncharacterized. The transcript is spliced from 8 exons. Gene Ontology annotation, biological process: negative regulation of calcium ion-dependent exocytosis; negative regulation of voltage-gated calcium channel activity. The record is from RefSeq and is a predicted model, not a curated record. Lineage: Eukaryota; Metazoa; Mollusca; Bivalvia; Ostreida; Ostreidae. The coding region runs from base 708 to 3116 and encodes 802 amino acids. Gene Ontology annotation, cellular component: secretory granule; plasma membrane. Gene Ontology annotation, molecular function: transmembrane transporter binding.